Molecule: messenger RNA, 933 nt
Organism: Tigriopus californicus
Lineage: Eukaryota; Metazoa; Arthropoda; Copepoda; Harpacticoida; Harpacticidae
Exons: 4
Coding region: 121-750 (209 amino acids)
Source: RefSeq, a predicted model, not a curated record
UUGUAUCGAUCGUAUCAGUCUCGUCCAUUCACUCCUCACCCUUCUCGGCCUAGAAACUACAUCAGAGCCUGGUUUUGAUGAAUUAUGUAAGCGGUGGAAUUCGAUAAAACCUCCACUCCAAUGACCAAGCAGGUGAACUACAGCGACUUAAGUGAGCCGCCAGCCCACAAAUCUCGUCAUUGGUGUUGUACAAGCUCAUCGCGACGGACUAGUUACUUAAAGUACUGCAUCAUGAUUACUGGCAUCGCUACUCUCACCCUCUUAUCCGCCUCUUCAUUGUUCUCUUGGGCCGUCUCCUCCCCUCUCCACGCCUCCUGCGAGGUCAAAUGGAACUUGCAAGCGCCUUGUGCCGAGGUCCAAGAGAAAAUCUUGGCCAAGAUGGAGGAAUGGUCGCAUUCGGAUUGCCCUGGAACCUCUGAGACUUGUCCCUCGUUGCCCUGUGGACAACGUUGCAAAUAUUCGUUGGAAGAGAGCACUGCCAACAUGAUCAAGGGGGUCCAUCGUACACCGGCCAAGGAUUAUGAGGAUGAUUUCAAUUUCGAACUGACUGAGGGCCCCAAUGGAAGCUGCAAAGUGAAGGGAUUUUCCACUUCCCGCUUGUGGUACGCCAUCUUGGAUUUUGGCACCAAUUACUGCAACCUCUGGAAUUUGGUGGAUGGUGCUGGAUUCACUAAAUUAGAUGGAUUCAAAGAAGACACCAGUUCCAGGGUGUGCACUCAAUACGACUCGGCGGACUGCUCCCGUUAUUAAUGGCAACGCUAUCUUACAUCAAAUCCAGCUUUCACACUCUAAGAAAACAAGAACAAAAUAACCCUUCCUCAUUUCUGGACUGUAAAUAUGAGAUAUGUUUAUUUUUCCGUCACGAUAUAAUCAUCAAAAACCAACAGAAUCUUUUACAUAUAUAUAGAAUAAUAAAAUCUCUUCUAAUACAAA